Messenger RNA from Oncorhynchus mykiss (rainbow trout), 2203 nucleotides. NCBI's taxonomy places the organism in Eukaryota, Metazoa, Chordata, Actinopteri, Salmoniformes, Salmonidae. The record is from RefSeq and is a predicted model, not a curated record.
UACACAAUCCUAAUUGCACAUUGGUUUAUAAAACAUUUUGUUGCAAGGCUUGUGUUACAGCUGUAUAACACACAGCGAGUAUUGAGCCACUGUUUUGACACGAAAAGCUGUUUGCACAUUGUUUGACCAUCAGGAGCAAUACAAGUGUGUGUCGUGCAAGCACCUCCCUCUUGUUCCGUUACGACUGCAGCUUGUUUGAAUAGACCGUGCGUCGUGGUGGUUCUGCCGGGAGCUUGCUCAUUAAAUCUCUGUGGCUAAAUCUCUGUGGCAAAAUCCCCAACCCUGCUCCACAUCACCACUGUGCUUAACAAUCAUCCUUCCUCCUUCUUUCUCCCCUCAUCCCCUCCAUGUGUGGGCGAGAGCGGUAGCCAGUGUUAACCAGUAAGCGGAUGCUUCCGAUAGGUUCUGUGCUUUGUUUCCGCUGCUGUGGAGGACAGAAGGGACUCAGCGAGUCUACCCCAAUCUCCACUCCAGUCGCCUCCUUGACAUUUUCACUGCCAUUAUAUGUCUCUAGUCCACAGAUGGUCAUGCAAGGUUUGAAGAGCCAAUUCGCUACCUAAUGAAGUUCUUAGGUCACCCAAGUAAUGUACAGCCGACGAAGCACACGGAUAGUAACUAGAAUGCAUCCAAUAUCCGACGAGAACAAUGUAUGUUAUUCUCCUAAUCAAUGGGAAUAGCGAACAUAGGAAACAGACAAAAAACAUGUUUUGAGGUUUUCAAUGCAACUAUGUGAUUAGACGUUCUCAGUGGUUCUUUCUCUAAGCGCUGUGUGAACCGAUGGCACCGAUGGCAGAGAAUAAUGUCGACCAAUAACAUCUCCCAGGCCAGGAAGCUGGUGGAGCAGCUCCGCAUCGACGCGGGGAUCGAACGCACCAAGGUAUCUAAGGCAGCAGCAGAGAUGAUGAACUACUGCGAGAUGCACGCACACAGAGAUCCUCUGCUAGUGGGAUUGCCCACCUCUGGAAACCCCUUCAAGGACCAGAAGCCCUGCAUCAUCCUAUAGCUCCGCCCCCACCCCAUCCCUGGCCUGUCAACCUUUGACCUCAAGACACUGUCAGAUGCUCCGUGAAACCCUGACCUCAGAGACUUUGAAGGAUAGAGAGGUGAUGCUAUGUACAAUACAUAUACAGUACAUAUAUAGUCAUGAUUGUGAGCUGAAUAGGUGAAAAUCAAAUUAAUGUGAAUCAUUGGUGCAACAGAUGGUAUGGCAGAAAAAGCGUUGUUGGGACGCAUUGGAAAACAGGAAUGUUACCGGAUGAUACUGCAAGAGGAGCGGUGAAACACAUAAUUGGCAGAUACAAAUGAAGGAAAGCACAAGGCUUUGUGUUCCUCCAAACACAUUUUCUGUCAUUCAGGAUGUAACAUUGUCUGGCUAGAGAGAAAACCCAGCUAGCACAUUUGGUUCCAUUAAAGUUUUGUUGACGCUGAGAACAGAAUGUAUGUUUUAAAAUAACAUUCUUAAAUGUUACUAAUGUUUUCUUGUUGUUUUUAUGGAAAUUUUUCUUGAUGUUCUGAGAACAUGGCUUUAAAUAGAAUCAUGAGGACACCUGCAGAAAGCCGUUUCUUAACUUUCUUUGAACAAUUUAAGAACAUUACUUUAAAUCAGGGUUCCCCAACUGGCAGCCCAAGGCCCAAAUUUGGCCCGUGGGUGGUUUUAUUUGGCCCCCCAAGUACAUGUAUAUUCUAAAUCUAAUUUUUUUUUCCUGAAUCAGAAGUCAUUAUGUUAACUAUCCGUCCUAAUGCCAAUAUGAAUGUAACAGUGUUUGUUUUUUCAUAAUUUGCCCUGCCUUCCCUCUUUUUUGGGGGGUACAAAUAACAACACCCUAUUUGGCAGAUGUAUUUUCCUCAAAACGCUUUCUUCCCCAAUGUUUCCAAUGAUCAUUGUGUCUAAUCCUUAAAGGCCUCCGUAAAGCCUUUGGUCCUUUAUCUGGGAAUUAAUGCAUCUUCUUGCCAAUGUUAAUGCCAUUUACUGUACAAUUAUUCUUCCAGAUCAUCAAUCAUUAGGUUUGGUUAUUAAUGGUGACAAUUCUGUUCAUCUUGUUUUAUUAUUAUUAUUAUUCGCUUUGGUGCAAAAAUGUUUUGGACCAAGGAAAACACAAAACCAUACAUUCACUUUUUCAAACUUAAUCAGUGUUUCAUCAAGAAAUGCAUGUUUCACGUUGCAGUACAUGUUCAUAUAAAGUUAUUGCCUUUCACAGUGCAA